This is a messenger RNA of Rangifer tarandus platyrhynchus (Svalbard reindeer), 1625 nucleotides long. The record is from the annotation of a GenBank genome assembly. Lineage: Eukaryota; Metazoa; Chordata; Mammalia; Artiodactyla; Cervidae.
GCACAGCUACAUCUCGAGGGCAGAUUAAGGGACCGCUUCUGGAAGCCUCGAUUUCCCUGUUUGUAAAGUACAGCCGAGGUGCCCAGCCGCUUGGACCCCUGGACCUUGGCUCCUCCCCACGGGACAGGCUUGGCUGCACCUCCUGGCUGGGGGAGAAGGGGGCUGUGUGGAUAAAGGAGAUCAUGCAGGCUGAGCCCGUGGUCACCUAUCCCUGCAGCUGGCCUUCGGUGAGCGUGGCCUGCCCCUUCCAUGGCCCAGGAGAUUCAGCCCAGAUGCAGCCCCACCCUGCCUCCUCUGCUGGUGGCGGCCUGGUCCCUGCCUGGGCAGCCGUCCUGCUCAUGCCGCUGCCCCAGCAGGUCCAGUUCAAGAGGGUCCAGUGGGCCUGUGCACACGCCCAGCAGCGGCUUCCCCAGUCCCGGAAUAUCGAGCGAGAACAGGGAGGGAUGCCGGGGGAGUGCAUGGUGCGCCAGGGAGGGGGUGGCUUCACCCUGCGCUUCCUGCAAGAGGCCAUCGCCCAGGACGGGGGACGGCUGCAGCAACGGCUGCGAGGAGCCCGCUGUUUCAUGCAGGUUCCUCGGCAUGUACGUCAGGGCUUUGAGUCCUCGGCAUCAAGUGACAACAAGGGCCGUCCCAACGCCAUUCAGUCUGCGGAAGGCUCAGCGCGGCCCCCGUGGAACCUGGACAAAUGUCACCCCCAGGUGACAGCCGAGGACAGCAAUGUGCAGACACAUAGCUCUCACGGCGCCCUUUCCCGCGUGGGGCCGGGUCCGGAGUGCACAGUCAGCUGUGUCCGAGCGGCAACGGGCCGGCCAAGGUCACCCGUCCUCGCAGACAGCCCGCUUCUCACCCCCUGGUAUUCUCAGCAUAAAGCCGGAGACGAGAGAAGAGAGCCGUUCGUCAGCGUUCCUGCGGAAUAUGAACUUGAGUUUCUCCUCCCAGACUUCGUCCCUGCACGGGGCUGCGGAGACCGCAUCCGAGACAUUCCUGUGGCACUUCUGACGGUGUUCAAACCGAGCAGCUCUGGGACCCUGCUAGAAAGGGCCCCAGAGGCGGCUGUGAGCCGCCAGCAGCCAAAGGAAAGGAGCCACGAGGAGAUCCCGCAGGAGCUGCUCAGCUCUCUGACCCUGACAUCCGAGCUGGGGGUGGGGGCACAGAACGGCCCUCCAUCGUGGACCUCCGUGGACUUGGGGCAGCCAGCUCAGAUGCACCGAGGGGCAGAGCCCCCAGCAGGGGGUCAGAAUGCUGUCCCCGCCGUGAGAGGAGCGCUCUGCGGAGAUGACGGACAUCACCUGCUCCAGCGGGCAUGUGACAUAUCCCUGCCUGUCCUGGUGACCGGCGCCACCCUGUCGUCCACUCAGGAGCCCCUCGAAAAAUCCCUGCCCCUGGCCCCCACUGAACCUCCGGACACCGUCCACAGCGUCUCCACCAUUUUACACCCUCACCAACAGGGCACAGGCCUCCAGCUUAGCUGUGGUCCUGACCGCAUCCACAGCCCAGACUCCAGCAGCGAGCCGGGUCUGGUGCUGAUGACCAGCACAUCCUGGGAAAGUGGACAAACAGUAAACAUGGGGGACAGCCAGGUGUCCGCACAGCUCCUCAUUCAAGGGGGCUACUGCCGACGAUAA